AUGCAUACACGUCAACUACGAAUUUUUUGCUUCCUAUUUGCGGUUGUUCUACUACCACUUUCACACGGUAUUGGGGUCCUAGUACCGCCAUUGAAGAAAAACCAAAUACCUUCGCUAGACAAUCUCCAACAGUGUAUUUCCUACGAGCUUGGAGCAAAAGAUGUGCUCUUUCUCACUAUAAAGUCAAUUGAACAUUUGCCGUCGCAAGACUUGAAUUUGCUAGUUUUAGACAACCUUGGCAACAAAUUGAGAGACCAACAGAAAUUGGAAAGAUUCUCCGACCCUAUCGAGCUCAUUAUCAAUCCACAAGGUGUCACUUAUGAAGGCGAUGCUUCUCUGGCUGCGAAAUUACAAGAUCGUGAUUUGGACCCAACCAAAUUUGUACAUAUUUGCUUCUACAACACAUUUCAUGACUUAUCAUGGAGCUUCAAACCAAGGACAUUUGAGUUGGAAAUGUCAGUGAAUAUCAAAGACGACAUCAAGAAAACCGAUUAUCAAAUGUAUAGGCAAUUCUUUGCAUAUCUCGACGGGGUCCUCACUGAAGGUGAAUUUGACAACAAGAUGAAUAUGGUGUCCCUUGACCUUAAUAAUAUCAUCGACAAACUACACAGCUCCAAUGACGUGGUGAAGGAACUCUUGGAUCAGGAGUUCAAGUUGAGAGAUACCAACGAAGAGAUUUUCAGUGGAUAUACAUUUAUCAGCAUUGUGCUUUGCGCAACGAUAUUUGUUUGCGGGGUUAUACAGCUAUUGUGGUUCAAACUAUACCUCGGGAGAGUCGUCAAGUGA
Messenger RNA from Lodderomyces theae, 786 nucleotides. Its product is annotated as p24 family protein. The transcript has a single exon. The coding region runs from base 1 to 786 and encodes 261 amino acids. Lineage: Eukaryota; Fungi; Ascomycota; Pichiomycetes; Serinales; Debaryomycetaceae. The record is from RefSeq and is a predicted model, not a curated record.